AUGGCCAGUGUCUGCUUUGGAUGUUCGUGUUUUGAGCGAGUAAAAUAUGGGCCUGAUGAAAUAGAACAAUAUCAACGAAGUAGAAAAAUUGAUAAAAUGUUAGAACUAGACAAACGAGCUCGUCGUAAGCUGGUAAAACUAUUGUUAUUGGGUGCUGGUGAGAGUGGGAAAAGCACAUUUCUUAAACAGAUGAGAAUCAUACAUGGUUUGACUUUUGAUGACGAAACUAUUGCUGAAUAUAGGAUUACAAUUUAUCAGAACGUUGUGAGAGGAAUGAAAGUUUUAGUCGAUGCUAGAGAUAAGCUUGAAAUUCCUUGGCAAGACCCGUCACACCAACAGUUUGGUGAACGUGUCAUGCAGUAUGAAAAUUCAUUUUUGGACAAAAAUGCUUUCCUUCAUUAUGCUCCAUCUGUGAAAGAACUAUGGCAAGACAAGGGCAUCAAGACUGCCUAUUUAAGGAGGAGAGAAUUUCAAUUAAGUGACAGUGUUCAAUAUUUCUUUGAUAAUAUGGAACGAAUUGCAUCACCUGAUUAUACCCCUUCUCAUCAGGACAUACUGCAUGCUCGCAAGGCAACUAAAGGUAUUACUGAAUUCACCAUACACAUCAACGAAGUGCCCUUUCUCUUUGUAGAUGUUGGUGGACAAAGAUCUCAAAGACAGAAAUGGUUCCAGUGCUUUGAUUGUGUGACUUCCAUUCUAUUUUUAGUGUCUUCCAGUGAGUUUGACCAAGUGUUACUUGAGGAUCGUUGCACGAAUCGUUUGCUCGAAUCCAGGAACAUUUUUGAGACCAUAAUAAAUCAUCGAGCAUUUUCUGAAGUAUCUUUCAUAUUAUUUCUUAAUAAAACGGACCUUCUUCAAAAGAAAAUUGAAAUAAAAAUAUCCAAUAUCUCGGAUUUUUUUCCAGAUUACCAAGGUGAUCCAUUUAAUUUAGAACAUGUGCAAAAUUUCAUUCUAAAACUUUUUGAGAAUACUAAACGAGAUCAAAACAAACCUAUCUUUCAUCAUUAUACUACUGCUGUGGACACAGAAAACAUCAAAGUAGUUUUUAAUGCUGUAAGAGACUCAAUACUUCAAAAAAACAUAACUCAGCUAAUGUUGCAAUAA
Molecule: messenger RNA, 1104 nt
Organism: Uloborus diversus
Lineage: Eukaryota; Metazoa; Arthropoda; Arachnida; Araneae; Uloboridae
Product: guanine nucleotide-binding protein subunit alpha-13-like
Exons: 3
Coding region: 1-1104 (367 amino acids)
Biological process (GO): Rho protein signal transduction; adenylate cyclase-modulating G protein-coupled receptor signaling pathway
Cellular component (GO): heterotrimeric G-protein complex; brush border membrane
Molecular function (GO): G-protein beta/gamma-subunit complex binding; GTPase activity; guanyl nucleotide binding
Source: RefSeq, a predicted model, not a curated record